Molecule: messenger RNA, 2210 nt
Organism: Ochotona princeps (American pika)
Lineage: Eukaryota; Metazoa; Chordata; Mammalia; Lagomorpha; Ochotonidae
Product: NUT family member 2G-like
Exons: 7
Coding region: 159-2210 (683 amino acids)
Source: RefSeq, a predicted model, not a curated record
AAAUUUGAGCUGGCUGCAGUUGGAGCCUGAACAGCCAGUUCACUCUCUGGAUCACCAGCUUGAGUAUUUUCUUGUUCUGGAGGCUGCCACUGAGGUGUGCUGAGUGUCCAAGCAUAGGAGACAGCUUCAGAAGAAGCAUCUCCGAAGCUGGGACAGGCAUGAUCCUGGACUCUGGCACCUCCAUGUCCCCAUUGAUGCUGUUGCCCUGUCCCCAAACCAGUCAUGGCCCAGCACCCCAGCCUCCAAUGGGGCAGCCAGCUGGACCUCUUCUGAAUGUAGCAUUCCCUCCGGGCAGCUGUCUUGUGCUACCUACACUUUUGCCAGCAACACCUGUGGUGGCAGGAGAUGGUGGCUGUGGACCAAGUGUGGCUGGCCAUGUCAGUACCAUCCUCCACGAGACACCAGAAGCAAGGCCAAUAGCGCCACCACACUCUCAGACCUUGGUCUUCAGCCAGGCCCCUCUCCACUUGAGUGCCACGUGGGAGGCAACAUGUGUGCCAGCAUCAUCUGGGCAGACCCUUGUGCCUCUGACAACCACUGUGGUCACCCAGGACAGGCAGUUGGGCUGCACACCAGCUCUUGCUCCUGUGGUUCCACCACCAACUACUCAGGUGGCCCCCACUGUCUUUCCAAACCAUGUGGCACCAGCGUCUCAUGGAGGUGACAAGGAAGGGGCAACGGCUCCUUGCCAGGCCAAGGCUACAUCUGAUGGCCCCCAACACUCCACAAGUGUCUACAAGAACUUCCGGCGCUGGCAGCACUUCAAGGCUCUGGCCCGCAGGCACCUCCCCCAGAGCCCUGAUGCUGAAGCUCUGGCCUGCUUCCUCAUCCCCGUGCUGCGGACUCUGGCUCAGAGGAAGCCCAGCAUGCCGCUGGAGGAGGGGAUGCAGAUUGCCAUGCAAGAAUGGCAGCAAACGAGCAAGUCGGAAAGGAUGGACUUCUACAAUAUGGCAGCCAAGUUUAUGGAGUUUGAGGCCGAGGAGAUGGAGAGGCUGACGCUGGAGUGCAUGAAGGGGAAAACGUACCAGCCUCCUCCAGCCCCAGUGCACCUGCUUCCUCAAGGGCCCCCAGCUACUGGGCUUGUCCAGCAGACAGUGUCUGAACCCGGCAUGGACAGCUCCAAGGCCUUACCAGUCUAUCCCCAGCCACCAAGAAACUGGCAGCCUCAGGACGAGACCCCAGAGGCUCUGAGCAAGUACACAAACAUCACAGAAGUGCUACAAGGGCCGAUGCCCUCCACCAAGAAGAAACCCAGUGCAAAACAAGACACAGAUGGGAUCUGGACUCCCCAAGACAUGGAGACCUAUCCAGACCCAGAACUACUCAACUACAUUGAUGAGCUGUGUGCCCAGGAGGACUUCACUGAUAAGGUGGAGGCCAUCAUUCACCCUCGAUUCCUAGCAGAACUGCUUUCCCCUGAUGCACAGCUGGAUCUCAUGGCCCUGGUGGAGGAGUUGGAGAAGGAGGAAGUGCUGACUGCUGAGCAGGUGGUGGAGAAGCCCCUUUCCCUCUUGAGUGAGGAUGGGGCUGUGGGGGCAACCGCCACUCAGCAAGCACUCUUAUUGGACACCAUUCCUGAGGCUGUCACCUGCCAAGGUGCACAGAGUGAAGACUGUGCCCAGCCAAAUGCAGUCAGUGCUGACAUCGACUCACAACAGGUCUCUUCCCAGCAUCUGCAGAGAUGUGCUGUCUUAGGCAACAGGCCUAAGGAGGCUGCAGGCUUUGCUGGGCAUCAGGAGUAUCUUUUCCCAGGGACUUUCAAAACUCCAUCCACACAAGGCCACCAUGUCCCUGCCCCAAGAUGCCCCAAGCCUGCAGGAAGCUUCAGAGCACAAUCAUCUGUUGAGAACCCACAACCACCAGUGGGCCUCUCCACGAACAACGAGGAUGAGCUCCCCAGCCUGGCCUUCUUCCUGAACUCCCAGCUUCACCUGCUGCCUUUGGAUCUUGACCAGAGCCCCGUCUGCCCAGCGCACGAGCCUCUCUCUAGCCAGGGAAGGGGCCUCAGUUGUGUUGUCCCUAAAACUCGCAAAUCCAAAAAGCGAGUUCAUCAGGGAGGCCCGGUUCCUGCGACCAAGAAGACUCGCUCGGGCUCUGGGCUUGGAGCCCUUGGCAGGCAGGCCCUGGCUCUCGGUCGUAUUGGAAAGAGCCAGGCUCAAAAGAGGAGCCAUGAUCCCAUGGUCAGCAGGAGGAAGAAGAGGCAGCGUUAA